GAGGAAGAUCUAGAUGAAGUGGAAGGUUACUUGACCGAUGAUCAGGAGGACUUAUAUACCAACCCAUGGAUCGACGAGCAGAGCCCGGCAGCAUAUUUGACGACGAUCGAAGAAGUUCCGACACCCGAAGAAACCGAACAACCCAUACAACCUCUGGAAGGAGUAAUAGAAGAAUUAGUAAAUGCCAAAGUCAUCGAUGACGACCAACGAAAGCAGGCUAUUCACUUACUAGAAGAAAAUAAGGAAGCCUUCGCCGAUGGAUUAGAUCAACUGGGACAGACUGACGAA
Acaulospora morrowiae is the source of this 288-nucleotide messenger RNA. The record is from the annotation of a GenBank genome assembly. NCBI's taxonomy places the organism in Eukaryota, Fungi, Glomeromycota, Glomeromycetes, Diversisporales, Acaulosporaceae.